AAAAGCAAAAACAAAAAGAAGCAAGAAGAAAUCUUUUUCUUGCAGUCAAAGCCCAAGAAUUUGCUGCGAAAAUUAAUAAUCUUUCUUUAUUUUUCACUCUCCACCAGGACGAAAAAGGCGAAACUUUUGGCUCGGUGGGAAGUAAAGAAAUUUUGGCCGAAUUAGUUAGAGCUGGUUUUCGUCUUCGCAAAAGCCAACUACUUAAUUUUCGUCCUCUUCGACAAUUAGGAGAAAAUUGA
Molecule: messenger RNA, 239 nt
Organism: Racocetra persica
Lineage: Eukaryota; Fungi; Glomeromycota; Glomeromycetes; Diversisporales; Gigasporaceae
Source: the annotation of a GenBank genome assembly